CACCGCUGCAGAGGAACGAGGGAGGCUGGAAAUCUGGUGCAGAAGGGCAAGGAAGAACAGCAGACUUUUAGAAAAUGCCACAUCUCCCGCAUAGCUGAGAAAGUGCUUUAAUUAUUGUUUGGAACUUUCUCAAUCUCCCAGUACCCAGGAUUGCAAUUUUUUUAAAGAUCUUCAACAGAAAUAUAUUUGGGAGCAAUAUUAGGAAUGGCUUUACAUGCCAAGCUGAGGGUAAUGCGGAGCAGAAAGGUGGCUUGCUUCCCUCUUUCUCUGCUUGCAAGAAACACCAAGGCUUUCUGGUGAGAAAAGCUACCUAUGAAAAUCUUUGCCACUGGUGCUCUCUACCGAAAGGGCCUGCCAAGGAAGCCUGCCUCUGCCAUGAAGCAGCUCACAGAAGAGGCGGUGCAGGGCUACCUCCAGAGAAAGGUGGACCUGAGGCACCGUAUGGUGUCCACAACUGUGGCUGAGGUGCAGAAAACAAUCCAGCGGCUGACGGCUGAAAUUAGCAAGAAGGACUCCCGUUUCCAGGCCAUCUCCAGCUCUGGCGUUCAUCAUGAGAACCUGAAAGUCUUAGCACCCAGCCAUUUCCUCAUCACUGUCCCCUUGGUUGGCUUGACGGGGUACAAAGAUCGCCAAGUGCGGCACUGGCGUUACUAUACAGUGAAUGGAGCAAAGCUCCUGUCUCCGGUCAGGGACCCCGAGGAGCCCCAGCAGUGGCUGGAAGUGGAGCAGUUCUCCAAGAGCCUCCCACAGUGGCACGAGGCCGACGUCAACAUUCAGGGAGACCUUGUGCCCGCCAGAGUCCUCGCUGUCCUCCGAGACCUCGUAGAGAAAUCGAUCCAAACUUGCAGUCUCACGGACAAAGUCAGUAUUGUGGAAGGUUACAGCUCUGCAGUCCAUGUUGCUGUCGAGACCCCCGAUUUCCAGGUGGAGGUCGAGCUGGUUCCAUCAGUCGAGAUCCCAACUUGUUGGCCUCAAAAGUGCGAGUGGCCCCGAUGCAUCAAGCGCUGGCCUUGCCAGGAAAAAGUGGGGUGUGUUAAGUCUUUUGGCUUUGACCUCUGGGCCUAUUCCAAUUACCACUGGCAGAAGAGCUUCACUCGAGCUGAGCAUGUCCUGAUGCAGGGACUUGAUGAGGAUGGCGGGUGUCGCAUGACUUGCUUCCGGGUGAUGAGGCAGAUGAAGGAGGAUGUUUGGUGUGCAGGGAGCAAGCCGGUUCUCACAUCCUUUCACCUGCAGAUGGUGCUUUUCUGGACUUGUGAGAAGUACCCUCGCUGCAAGGACUGGCACUGUUUCCGCAAAGCCUUCCUGAGAGUCGUCCAGAAGCUGCACAAAUGUGUGAGCCAGCAUUUUCUGAAGCAUUAUUUCCUCAAGGACACCAACCUGCUGAAGUAUGCCAACACCAAUGACUUGGAUGCGGUGGCAGGAAAGCUGGCCAUCUUUUUGGAAAACCCUGCGCUUCCCCAGGACUGAGCGGAAAGUGGGAAGGAAGGCUUUGCAGCUGCUCAUCCGAGUACGUGGGGGUGGGAAGCCAGCACAGAGAGGCACAAAGUGAAACAAGGCCUUGUGGUGUUCUGCCUCUCAGGAUUUGUUUGCUUCAGUCCAUCUCUUGCCUCCAGGGAAGACGUGGACAACGUACACGGGUUGGUGGGGUUUUCAAGGCAAGAGACUAUCAGAGGUGGUUUGCCGUUGCCUGCCUCUGCAACCCUGGUCUUCGCUGGCAGUCUCCCAACCAAUUACUAACUAAGGCCAACCUUGCUGAGCUUCUGAGAUCUGCUGAGCUUCUGAGAUCUGCCAAGAUCAGGCUCACCUGGGCUAUCGAGAUCAGGGCUUUUCUGAGAGAAGCCCCAUUGAAUAGAACUGCGUAGGAUUCUGAGCAGAGCCCCUUAGGAUGGCCCUCCAUCAUGACUACAUCUGUUGCCCCCGUCACCCUGGCCUGGGUGAGAGGCACUCCAGCAGCAGUGGCCGCUUGUUGUCAUUGUUACCAUCAACAUGCGCAGUGCUUUUUGGACUAAGACUAACAAAGGUGGAGCUAGAGAAGGAGGAAAGGUGGAAAAGAUGCCUAUGAGGGCAGAGCGUGCAUUCAGUUGCAUGUCCUCGGGGUUUGCUUUGCCGGGAAGGGCCUGUGUGGAGCAAGGCAUUGUGCCACAACAUUUCUAAGGAAGAGAGGGAGAGGUGGCUGAAGCCACAAUGUGCUGCAGGUGACAGGCGAGGUGGGAAUGCUUAGAAGCCUUGCAAGGACCCUGAAGAUAGCGUCACGUGCAGACGCAGCUGUUCGCAAGGGAUCCUGGUCCUUGGGAACUCGCUCUAACCCCCUUCACAAGCAUCCCUUUGAGUUCUAACAAUGCUUUUAAAAAAGAUUUAUAUGUAUUUUCUUUUUAAAAACAAAAUGAUAAUA
Messenger RNA from Eublepharis macularius, 2392 nucleotides. It is a transcript of the gene MAB21L3, whose product is annotated as mab-21 like 3. The record is from RefSeq and is a predicted model, not a curated record. The transcript has 6 exons. Lineage: Eukaryota; Metazoa; Chordata; Lepidosauria; Squamata; Eublepharidae. The coding region runs from base 313 to 1467 and encodes 384 amino acids.